AUGGUAAAUCGACACCCGUUCUUCAUGCUGCGGUUGCCUAGGGUUUUUCGCUUCUCAAUAUUUGUAUCUGAUAAUAUAUUCCUAUCUUGUUCAUUUCCAGGCUCUUCCAAACCAGCAGACCGUGGAUUACCCUAGCUUUAAACUUGUCAUCGUCGGCGAUGGCGGCACAGGUAUGGUUAGGGUUUAUCUUUAUAUUUGUUGCUUCCUUGGUUACUUUUUUCCGCGAUCUGCUGUUUGUUCGCCUACGACUCGGGUUUUCUCGGGCCGUCGUCGCGUUUUAAGGAACUUGCACGUUCCUUCUCUCGUUUCGUUCAAUCUGGCUUCCCCCUAGUCAAAAAGGAACAUGUCGAUCUCAUUUUCUACCUGGACUAUCCCCUGCUGCAGGAAAGACCACGUUCGUCAAGAGGCAUCUAACAGGAGAGUUCGAGAAGAAAUACGAGCGUAUGUUCCUCUACGACGUAUUCUACUUGCACACUUUUCUAGUGUAAGAUUUUUGAAUGAUUUAUAGAUCUCACUUUAAUACUUUUCUGUGGUCGAUCCCAGCGACCAUCGGUGUCGAAGUCCAUCCUUUGGACUUCUUCACCAAUUGCGGGAAGAUUCGGUUCUACUGUUGGGACACUGCUGGUCAGGAGAAGUUCGGUGGUCUCAGAGAUGGAUAUUAGUGAGUCUUGCGAAUAUUUCUUUCGUUCUCCUCAAUAGCAUUAUUCAGUCUAUCCUUAGAGGCGGCAGUGCCUUUUGCCGUGCUUCAACUUUUUUAUCAGUUCAUUAUCAUUUACGAGAGCUACAGCACUGACUUAUAAGAUCUCAUCUGACGCCGAUGAAGUUACUUUGCUUUAGUGACAAUUUUUUUGAAAGUUUUCAUUGUUUUUGAGGCCACUUAAGUUUCAGUUGUUGCGUCCUCUAUUUACAAUAUCAGCGGAUCUAAUAUUUUUGUUAUCCUCAGUAUCUUACACUGUAUUUAUAAUUUUAUUUCACUGUCCUGUAUCGUAGAGAAUAUUAAAGGCCGGGGAUUCUUUUGAUUACAAACACUGCUGCCGUCAAAAUUCAUAGUUUGCUGGGAUCCAUCACUACGUUUCCUCACGAGUACCACAACGUGACUGAAAUAUAUCUCUCUCUAUACAUUCGAUGGUCUUAUCUGAUAGAAUUUUGAGUUAUAUUGUGUACUACUCCAUAGCUCUCUUCCUUUUCUCUUUCUAGUUCGUGAGAUGGCCGAGUAGAAGAUCCAUCUCGUGUAAAACUAUCAUCUGACGUAUGUUGGUGCUUAACUUCAAACAGUAUUUUUGUUUCAAUGAGUCAUUUGUUCAUAUUUACUUUAUAGUUUGUAUCAUAAGGGAUACCCUUAAUUUCCAGCAAUGAAUAUAAUUAUUUAAUGUUGUUUGAAACCUUUCUCCAUUAAUUAUUUAUAUUUUACUGUGAGAAUAUAGCGUCCAUGUAUUAUUCGGCGACACGAUUGAGAUUACUAUUCUGGUAUGUAAGAGUCACAUGUUUACCGAGAGCAAACAUUAGCUUAUUCAAUUCUGAAAUUUAUGCAUAGCAGCAGAACGUAUUCAUCAAGAUUCAUAGACUAACCUGAUGAUAUUCCGCAGAUCUUAUGUGUUUUCAUCCCAAGACGAGAUUCUCAUGACAAGUUGUUGAUUUCUAGUCCAUCGAUUCAUAGUGUUGACUGAUUUUCUUUAAUUAGUUUUUUAUAUGAUUAGUACCGCGGUAGUUUCUCCAUGACUUCGCAUUGUUUUAAAUCUCACAUGAAAUGGAAGAUGGAACUGAUGAAAGCCACUUGUUGUCAAGAAUGUUGGUUUUUUGUGCCCAUCUCAUUCCCCCUGAAGGUUCCUUGUCGUGCUUUUAGAUCGUUCUUCAGUGCUUGUGUCGAUUAGAUUGGAUAUAAAAUAUCGAAUUUUUCGUGCAGUUGGUUUAUAUUCUGGUGUUUUCUUCCACUGUUGUUCAUCAACCACACAGUGCAUUUGUAGCUGGUUUACAUUUUUUUCCAAGUGGUCCCUUUUAAACGUUGCAGUUUAUCAUGAUUAUCUUAGAGGCAUAGCGAAUAACAUCUUGUAUUGUGCUACAGGCCUUUGCAAAAAAGUAAACACGAAACAUGUGGCUCAAGUUCGAAUUUAAUGCAAUUUUUCACCGCGUUAUUUACCUAAUUACUUGAGUUUGGGUGAAUAUAGAAACAUACUAGGGUUUGUCUACCUAAAACGUUCACAUAACAUCGUUGUUCUUUAAUAAUUUGUGUUUUCCAGAAUUUUCUGAAAUGCCACUGAACUGUAUAGCAUCUGCAGCAGGCUUGCAAUCAAAAGAUGAUUGUGACUGGCAAUUGGAUAAAUGUAUGCUUCUGUGGAUCUCUAUAGCAUUAGGCAGUUUGUAGUGCCUUAUCUCCUUGGUAGUACGUUGAGACCUUACUGGGAGCAGUUUGAGACACUGUUAAAAAUGUGUUUGCACCCACAGAAGGAGAAAGAUCUCCCCUAUUCUUUGAGCUGAGAUAGGACAAGAAUGUUUGAUUAUCUAUCAUAUUAAACAUCCCAUUUGCGUGUCUUUUUAAUCAUGAUGAGUUAACAUUCCACAUAUGGGCGAUUAUUAGGUCUUCGUUGCUUAAAAGGUAUCAUUGUUCGAAAAAAUGGCAAAAAAAAAAGAGCAAAUCCAUUUUCUCUUUUUUCUUAAAAUUGAAAGGGAAUAACUUAUCUUGUUGAUUUGAAAAUUCGAGAGUUUUUUUUCACUUUGCAUUUCUAAAAUAGUUGUCUAACUGUAUACGAGGAUUCCAUGGUUUAGUGAUGUUUACUUGUAAGCUUGUGGAGUAUUUAUUAGCUCCUUGUUUUCCCAUAGAAAGUCAGGGCAGUCUUAGGGCAACUGAGAUUGUUUACCAUUUUAAGUCCUAUUAUAUUUUCCAAGGGAACCAGACUACAGUAUGCUAAAACUUAUGAUGAUUACCUUCUUUUAUUGAAGCAAGGACGCAAAUGAAAACCUCUGGGAUUUCACCCUUUUGGUACUUUUUCUCUCUUUAUAUUCAGAAUCACAUUAUAAACCACGUUACAUCUUAUUUGCAGCAUACAUGGGCAAUGCGCCAUUAUAAUGUUCGAUGUCACUGCUCGCCUGACUUACAAGAAUGUUCCCACGUGGCACAGAGACCUCUGCCGGUCAGUUCAGACAACAGCUUCCCUUGAGAUUAAUCUUAAAUGUGAUGCCUUCUCUUUGCGACACUUGACACCGGCUUCAUUCUGUUGCUCACUGGAAACAGAGUGUGCGAGAACAUCCCCAUUGUUCUAUGCGGAAACAAGGUUGACGUGAAGAACAGGCAAGUGAAGGCGAAGAUGGUUACCUUCCACAGGAAGAAGAAUCUCCAGUACUAUGAGAUCUCCGCGAAGAGCAACUACAAUUUUGAGAAGCCUUUCCUCUACCUUGCCAGAAAGCUUGCCGGGUAACACCUCGAUUUUUAUCUUAGUCUGGUACUCUUACCUAGCCUGUUUCCCGGCUACACGCUUAUUCCAAUCUGCUUCGUCCUCCUUCCAGCGAUCCGAACCUACAUUUCGUCGAAUCACCUGCUCUUGCUCCACCAGAAGUCCAGAUCGACAUGGCUGCUCAGCAACAGUAAGAGAAAAAAAUAAAAUUAGACCCUCUUUUACGAUAGACACUCUCUUAAUGGAGACGACAGCGCCUGAUAAUUAGACGCUGUGUUGCCUUCACGGAUACCCCGGCUCUGAUUUUUGUCACUUAUUUUCCCGUCUUUUGGCUCCCCUCCACCAUUCACCCUUUCCAUGACGCAGGUACGAGGCUGAGAUUGCCGCUGCCGCCGCGCAGCCCCUCCCUGACGACGACGACGACGCGUUUGAUUAG
This is a messenger RNA of Spirodela intermedia, 3825 nucleotides long. Lineage: Eukaryota; Viridiplantae; Streptophyta; Magnoliopsida; Alismatales; Araceae. The record is from the annotation of a GenBank genome assembly.